Colletotrichum truncatum is the source of this 873-nucleotide messenger RNA. The record is from RefSeq and is a predicted model, not a curated record. Lineage: Eukaryota; Fungi; Ascomycota; Sordariomycetes; Glomerellales; Glomerellaceae.
AUGUCCGGUGCCCUUCUUCCCCUCCGCGCUCGCCACUGCCUCAUCACCGGCGCCUACGGUGGCAUCGGCGCUGCCAUCGCCGCCCGUUUCGCUGCCGAGGGCGCUCUUGUAACCCUUCUCGGCCGCAAAGAAGAUAAGCUGCGUGAACUCUGUGCCCAGCUUCCCCCUUUCCGGGAUACCCGUCUAUCCCCUCUCACCGCCGGUACCGCCAGCACCCGAACAUCCCCCGACGACAAACCGCCAGCGCACUCUUACUCUGUCAUGGACGUGUCCGCUGAUGGCCGUGAUGAAGCCGUCUUAGAUGACAUCUGGAAACGGACGGGCCAGAUAGACGUCCUUGUCAACGCUGCGGGUAUUGCGCAAUUCCAGCUGUUGCAGAACACCUCUCCUCAAGCUGCCAGGGAGCUCGUUGACACUAACCUCAUGGGAACCAUUUUCAUGUCGAGGUACAUGGCCCAGCGCAUGAAGCGCAGACGUGCAGACAGGGAUGCACGAUCGAUCCGAUCGCAAACCGCACAGAGCCCAGCUGACUUGUCCUCUCAAGCUUGCAUUAUCAACGUUGCCAGCCUGCUGGCCGAAAAGGGCAGUCCUGGGACUAGUGUGUAUGCAGCGUCAAAAGCUGGUAUUAUUGGCCUCACUCACGCUCUCUCCGUCGAGCUGGGACCGUUGCGCAUCCGGACAAACGCCAUAGUCCCUGGCUACAUAGAGACCAAUAUGCUUGCCUCAAUGUCGAGGGAGCCCCUCGAAAAGCGUAUUCCCUUGGGCCGCUUGGGUCGGCCCGAAGAGGUGGCAGAUGCUGCUGCCUUUCUGGCCCAAAAUACCUACGCCAAUAAUUGCAUCCUGAAUCUAGAUGGCGGGCUCAGUGCUGUCUGA